Messenger RNA from Heterotrigona itama, 362 nucleotides. The record is from the annotation of a GenBank genome assembly. NCBI's taxonomy places the organism in Eukaryota, Metazoa, Arthropoda, Insecta, Hymenoptera, Apidae.
AUGGACAAGCGAGGAUCGAGCUCUAGGUUUAGAUUUAAAUGAUCUUCGAGGUGUCGUUGAGGACGUUGUUUGCACAUUUGUAUGAGAAAUACAUCCCUUUCGAAUGAACUCGUCGCCAAAGAUCAGCCGCUUUCGAGGUUGAAGACGAGAGUCUAGAGCUGAGAGCAGACUUCCUCCUCGCGAGCUUUCGUACUAACUCGCGACCUACAGACAGAAAGGCGAAAGAAGAAACCAAAAGCGAGAGAAACGAAGGCAGAAAGAGGAGAAAGGAGAGAAGGCUGGAAAAUGGCAAACGGAUACGACGAUUGCUACGACGCGUCCUGGCAUCUGUUCCCUCCAGAUUACGUCGAGGAGGAGUACAG